CCAUGAAACGUCGGGACGCAGCCUGGCUCCGUGCAUUUUGGUAUGACACCAGUUCCCAGCGCAUAGUUCUGAUCCGGACGUGAAGCUCUGAUUGGCUGGAGUGGGCAGGAGAUGGCAGAAGGAAGUGACGAAUCAGGAAGUGAGAUGGGGUUUGAAGAAGAUGGCGGGAGAGAUAGGAGUGUAUGGAAAAUACUAUGAUCGAGAAAACGGAAAAAGGGAAAAUAUACGGAAUAUAUACGGAUAUAGGGAAUAUCUAACACAGAAGAAACAGAUAGCGAGCAACAAAACAGGCAGAGGAACACAAAGCAAUCAUAAAAUUAUCUCAAGAAGGGACAACGUUUGAUUGUUACUCGCGUGCACAGCUCGCGCUAUACCACCAUGUCCCUUUAGGGGCGCCGUACCGCUACAGCCUGGCAGAGCGCAUAUAAACUGAGGUUUGAGUCCAGCGCGCGCAUAACGGUCGUCCCUGCUGAGAGGAUCUCCAGACAGCGAGUGAGUUUUCCUGAGUGUCCUGAUUCUUUACACCUCUUAUAAUGAAAUCCAGACGACGCUGUUCAGGAAAAUCUCCACAGACUCCUGCUGCUACUGGCUCAAAGAUGUACCACUGCUCAGACUGUGGGAAGAGUUUUACUAAAAGUCAUCAUCUCAAAGAUCACGAGCGCGUUCACACAGGAGAGAAGCCGUAUCACUGUGGACAGUGUGGGAAGAGCUUUACACGUCAGAGUAGUCUCCAAAUACACGAGCGCGUUCACACAGGAGUGAAGCCGUAUCACUGUGGACAGUGUGAGAAAAGAUUUACUCAUGAGAGUAGUCUCCAAAUACACGAGCGCAUUCACAGAGGAGAGAAGCCGUAUCACUGUGGUCAGUGUGGGAAAAGUUUUACUUGUCAGAGUAGUCUCCAACGACACGAGCACGUUCACACAGGAGAGAAGCCGUAUCACUGUGAACGGUGUGGGAAGAGCUUUACACGUCAGAGUAGUCUCCAAAUACACGAGCGCAUUCACGCAGGAGAGAAGCCGUAUCACUGUGGACAGUGUGGGAAGAGUUUUACUUGUCAGAGUAGUCUCCAACGACACGAGCGCAUUCACACAGGAGAGAAGCCGUGUCACUGUGAACGGUGUGGGAAGAGCUUUACACGUCAAAGUAGUCUCAAAAUACACGAGCGCAUUCACACAGGAGAGAAGCCGUAUCACUGUGAACAGUGUGGGAAGAGCUUUAUGCGUCGAAGUAGUCUCCAUAUACACGAGCGUAUUCACACAGGAGAGAAGCCGUAUCACUGUGGACAGUGUGGGAAGAGCUUUACACGUCAGAGUCAUCUCCAAAUACACGAGCGCAUUCACACAGGAGAGAAGCGAUAUUACUGCGGAUGGUGUGGGAAGAGCUUUACUCGGGAGAGUUGUCUCCAAAUACACGAGCGCGUUCACACAGGAGAGAAGCCAUAUCACUGUGGACAGUGUGGGAAGAGCUUUACUUGUCGGAGUAAUCUCCAAAUACACGAGCGCAUUCACACAGGAGAGAAGCCGUAUCACUGUGGACAGUGUGGAAAGAGCUUUACGCGUCAGAGUCAUCUCCAAAUACACGUGCGCAUUCACACAGGAGAGAAGCCGUAUCACUGUGGACAGUGUGGGAAAAGUUUUUGUGACCAGAGUGCCCUCCGCAGCCACCAACAGAGUCAUACAGGACAGAAGCCGUACUUUUGUGGACAAUGUGGGCGGAGCUAUACUCGUUCAAGAUCAUUAAGGACACACAAGUGCUCUAACAUAAAGCCAUCAGAUCUUGACGUGAAUUCGUCAAAUUAAAACAUUGUGUUUAGUUCAGCCCAUUCCUAUAAAAAAAAAAAAAGCUGUACAGUUUUGUAAAUGUGAAAAACAUUUUAUGAUUGCUAGGUUACAAUGCAUUUUUUUUUGUAUCUAGGCAAAUUAUUUCAAGCUUUGCAGAUGCUAUCAGAAGCACGUAUUUUAAAUGAGACUUGGUUGGAUUAGUGUGUUAGAUACAAGGGGAGAUUAAAGCUAAUGUAGUGAUUA
This is a messenger RNA of Ictalurus punctatus (channel catfish), 2024 nucleotides long. Its product is annotated as zinc finger protein 431. The record is from RefSeq and is a predicted model, not a curated record. Bases 534 to 1799 code for a protein of 421 amino acids. Lineage: Eukaryota; Metazoa; Chordata; Actinopteri; Siluriformes; Ictaluridae. The transcript has 4 exons.